UAACCUCCCGGUAACCCCCGGUAACCCCCGGUAACCCCCGGUAAGGCGCAGCCGGCGAUGGCGGGACGCGACUCCGUGCCCGGCCUGAGCAGCCUGCAGAAAACCGCGCUGCUGCUGGGCGUCCCGGCCGCCGCCACCGUGUGCUACAUCCUGUACCGGCGCUACCGGGAGAGCCGAGAGGCGCCGGUGACGCUGGUGGCGGACGAGGGGCUGGAGGUUGGGCUCAGGGUGCCCCGCACGGCCCUGAAGGCGCUGAUCGGCCGCCGGGGAGCCACCAUCAACCAGCUGAGGCGGGAGACCGGAGCGCAGAUCGCCGUGGAGGAGGAGGAGGAGGAGGAGGAGGAGGCGGCGGCCGGGGGCCGCUCCCUGGUGCAGAUCUCGGGCUCGCCGGGCCAGGUGUGCCGGGCCAGGGCGGCCGUGCUGCGCAUCGUGGCCGAGAGCGCGCCCGUGGCCGAGCAGCUCUGCGUGCCGCAGCGCGCCGUGGGCAGGAUCAUCGGCCGCGGCGGGGAGACGGUGCGGGGCAUCUGCCGGAGCUCCGGGGCUCGCGUGGACUGCGGCCACGAGCCCGACGCCGGGCUGGCCCCGGUGCGAGUCAUCCGCCUGCUGGGGACGCGCAGGGAGGUGGAGGCGGCCAAGAAGCUGAUCAUGGAGAAGCUGGCGGAGGACAAGGCGCUCCGCCGGGAGCUGGCGCAGGCGGCGGCCGCGCGGUGCCCGCGGAAGCAGCCGCUGGGCAGCCGCCGGGAGCCGCCGCCGGAGCCUCCCCCCGGUGCUCCCGGGAGCGCCGGCGGCUGGCGGGAGUGCUGGGAUAAUGACUGGGCACCGGAGGCAGCGGCGGGGAGCAGCGCCGGGAUGGAGACGGGGCAGACGGAGGCGGCGGAUGAGGGAGAGGAGCGGCGGGAUGGGAGCGAGGAGCACCGGGAUGGGAGAGAGGAGCACCGGGAUGCGGGAGAGGAGCACCGGGAUGGGAGCGAGCAGCACCGGGAUGGGAGCGAGGAGCACCGGGAUGGGAGUGACGAGCACCGGGAUGGGAGAGAGGAGCACCGGGAUGGGAGCGAGGAGCACCAGGAUGGGAGCGAGGAGCACCGGGAUGGGAGCGAGGAGCCGCCUGUGGCCAAGUUCGAGGUGCCCAGCCCGGAUUUCGGCUGCCCAGUGGACGAGCUGCUGGACGUGUACGUGUCGGCGGCCGAGAGCCCCGGGCGCUUCUGGGUGCAGCUGCUGGGCGCCCGCAGCCUGCAGCUGGACCAGCUGAGGGCCCAGAUGGGCCGCUUCUACCGGAGCAGCCCCCCGGUGCCACCCCCGUCGCUGCAGCCCGGGGCCAUCGUGGCCGCUCCGUGCCCGGCCGAGGGCGAGUGGCGCCGGGCGCGCGUGGUGGCCCCGAGGGACAGCGGCCACCUGGAGCUGUCCUACCUGGACUUUGGGGACAUCGGCGAGGCCACCCCCGAGGCGCUGCGGGCCCUCAGGAGCGAUUUCCUGAGCCUGCCCUUCCAGGCCAUCGAGUGCAGCCUGGCCGGGAUCGUCCCCAACGGUGCCCGCUGGCCCGCCCCAGCCCUGCAGGAGUUCCGCCGCCUGAGCGGCUGCGCUGGCCGGGCGCCGCUGCGGGCGCGGAUCUGCAGCUACGGCCCGGCCGGGCCCCGCCUGCGGCUCCUGGCCCACGGACAGAGCCUGGACGUGGGAGCCGAGCUGGUGCGUUUGGGCUAUGCUGUGCCCGGGCCCCCCGAGGAGCCCCCGGACAAUCUCGGCUGCGCCUCCACCCCGAGCCCACCGGAGCCCGGGGCCAGCCCCGGGACCCCGCCGUGCCUCAGCCCGCCCGGUGAGCCCGGCGCCGCCGUUCCCGGUGCCGCCGUGCCCGGGGAUGCUGCCCCGGUGACCUGAAGCUGCCCGGUGCUACCGGGAGCCGCUCCCGGUGACCCCACCACGGGGGCCGGAGCGGCUCCCGGUGCCAGCCCCGCCUGCAGCCCCCUCGGCGGAGCCCUCCGGGGGACCGGACCGACGAACCGCGGGGAUCUCCGCUCGUGCCUCGCCGCACCGGCACCGAGAGCCGCCGGUGCCCUUUCCGUUACCGGGAACGUUCCCGUGACCCGUAUCCCGGUUCCCUCGCCUUGUUUUCCGUUCCGUUGUGGUUGCGAGUUAAUAAAGUUGAAGGUUUCGCAGC
Molecule: messenger RNA, 2152 nt
Organism: Lonchura striata (white-rumped munia)
Lineage: Eukaryota; Metazoa; Chordata; Aves; Passeriformes; Estrildidae
Source: RefSeq, a predicted model, not a curated record